AUGCUCUUCUCCACAAAGGACCACAGCCGCCCGCUUUUCUGGGAAGACGACACAUGGAAGUUCCUCGCCGACCACGGCCGGAAGUUCUACCGCUCGCGGCCCGUCUCCGGCUCGGGCGGGUUCUCGCGGAGGCUUCGGCGGGGGGCUCCGCAGCUCCAUGACGUGGCGACGACAGCACUGGAGAAGCUCAUGAAGGAGUCCUUCGGCGACGGGGCGGAGAGGGAGCCGAUGUUGAGGAACACGCGGAAGCCGGUUUUGGUGCCGUGCUACGACCUAACGAGCUCGGCACCACUCCUGUUCUCGCGCGCUAACGCGCUAGAGACGAACGAGUUCGACUUUCGACUGCGGGAAGUGUGCCAGGCCACAUUGGCAGAGCCCGGCGUCCUAGAGCAAGUGCGGAUGCGGUCGGUGGACGGGCAGACGCGGUGCGUGGCGGUGGGAGGGGCACUGCUAAUGAGCAACCCCGGGGGGGCGGCGGUCACGCACGUGCUGCACAACAAGUAG
Molecule: messenger RNA, 504 nt
Organism: Rhodamnia argentea
Lineage: Eukaryota; Viridiplantae; Streptophyta; Magnoliopsida; Myrtales; Myrtaceae
Product: patatin-like protein 6
Exons: 1
Coding region: 1-504 (167 amino acids)
Biological process (GO): lipid metabolic process
Source: RefSeq, a predicted model, not a curated record